Messenger RNA from Closterium sp. Naga37s-1, 2787 nucleotides. Lineage: Eukaryota; Viridiplantae; Streptophyta; Zygnematophyceae; Desmidiales; Closteriaceae. The record is from the annotation of a GenBank genome assembly.
AUGAACGCGUCGCUAGUGCGUGAGUAUAACGGGGACGACAAGAACAACAUUAUCGUAGAUAUCGAGGGUCAGGGCCCCAUUCCGUUCUCUCUGUCGCGGUGGAACCAAGGGGAUUUCGCGCCGCGGCUCGCUCCCAGGCAUCCGUACUCGCAGACGAAUCUCGGCAUUCCCGGGGGAAAAGAUGGUUACCAGUCGGAUAAUCCCAUGGAAUUCGCACUGCAGGCUUGGCGUCCAAGCCUGGAUAAGGGUGUGGUGCUCGGCUCGGUGGCUCAAAAUGGGCAGCAGUGGAACGAUGGCGCACCGUUUUUCUACGGUACAGUGUCAUGCAUAUACGACUCACACGGUUAUGGUUACAGCAUGACGACAGGGGAGUUUGGCAACGACAAUCCCAACAUUGACAUUGCUAUUGGGAAGGCGGGCGAGCAGGACGAGGGUGUGAUUGAUGUCUCAAUCGCAUGGUUCCCCUACCACCAAGGCUGGACCGCUGGGUACGUGGAUGCUCCUUCUCAGCUAGAAAAGGGAGCAGAGGCGAAAUGGGCUACCAACGCCUCCUAUUCGCCCAACCUCCCCUCCGAUCUCUCCCGCAUCAUGCGGUGGGACGGGCGGGGAGCCAGUCUCGAGCUGCCAGGUGUCAACCCGUCACAGGACGGCAUGCUCUUCCUCACCUCUACGGACCCAGGGCAAUGGAGCAACGAGCUGAACAUUAUGAGCACCUACGUCAAAAGAAACGGCCGCGGGUGGCGCAUUCAAGCACGCGAGGACGCGUUUGGAGACGUGACAGAGCUGGUGGAGAGUCAGGAGCACAUGUUCGCAUUCCUCUACGUCCCCUUCUCUGCCACUGGGCUGAUAGGAGCCACGAUAGCAGCGGAUGGGGCAGUGGUGCGUGGCUCAGGAAUGUUCUCCUGCAGGAGGUUGGGCCUUGGGAUGUACGAGAUCAGCAUUAACAACGAGCACAAGACUCACAAGGAUGGUAUCCUAUUGCUGCAAGUGAUGGGGAGGGACGACAGCAACAGGCGGUACGCGCGCCACACCUUCCUCUCCUACAACUUCACGGCACAGGGGUCGAUGCUGGUGGAGGGGCAUCGGCUCGUGAAGGAACCCGCUGAGAUGUUCAAGGAGACGUUUCCCUACAUCGAUACAGACUUUGCCUUUGUGUGGGUUGACUUCCGCAACCCUCUCAGCCCCACACUCCGCUCCUAUACCGGUGCCUUCUGCCUUUGCUCCUCUGACGCCACUACAACCCACCGAUUCGAACCUCCUAGGUCUACGGUUCAUGACUCUGCUGCUAGAGUAACCCCUACUCCUUCUGAUUCUCCACAUCCUGUCGCCUUCACUCUACCCCCGGCUGUUGCUUCUUGCAGCAAAGAUCCCCCACCGCCAUCGUCUAGCCCCACUCCAAGCACGGUGCGUGUGUCUGUUGGCCCGCCGUCGGCUUCUUCCACUCCCAAGCGAGCGCGAAAUGGGAAGUGGGCGCAGAGUACUCUGGUCGUCGGAGGCCGCCGUAUUCCACCGCCUGACAAUGACAAAGAAGCUGAGCAACCGGAGGAAGUUGACAUCCCUGUGCGCGCGGAUACCGGCUCGCCCGCACUCACCAAGAUGCAGCUGCGAGAUCAGGUGUACCUUGAGGCGAGUAUUAACUACGAGACGAAGUGGUCGCAACACUUUUCCUGGCUGGUGUUUGGGAAGACCAAGGACGGUUUUCCAUACGUGAAGUGCUCCAUCUGCAUGUCGUACGCGAAGGGGAACACGAGGUACGCCAUGCAAGGUGACAACGGUGGCCGUGACUUGCAGACGCAGUCGUUCAGGGCGCACGAGCAUACGGACGCACACAAGGCGGCGGUGGAUCGGCAGUUGAAGCUUGCGGCGGGCAUCCGCGAGGGCCAGCAGGCAAUUUUUGACUUCAUCAACUCCGACGUCGAGGGGCGGCGCGCGAUUCGUCUCAUGCGUGAGGCGUUGGCUGUGAAGGACGCCGCUGAGUCAAACGAGGACCUUGGCAUGGUUGACAAGGUGGUGCGCACAGUGGCGACGCUUCUCGGAAACUCAAGCGUGUGGAGUCAGCGCUUCAAGUACCUUCAGCGAGUGAUCUACCAGACAAACCUCGAGGUCCAAGGAAUCCACACGGUUCGAUGGCUGUCACGAGGUGAUGCGGUGCGAAGGUUGUGCAAGGUCCUCGGCGCUUGCAUCGUGCUGCUCUGGGAGCACAACCACAAGGCCUACGAGAUUGUGACGUGCUACAAGUUCCAGUUCUGUUUGUUUUUCCUGGCCGACAUUCUGGCCGACAUGAACGACCUCAACCGCUGCUUCCAGAGGCGUGAGCUGGAUGUGACUGAGAUUUCGAAGACUAUUGAGUCCACCACGGGUGACCUGACGGAGCGCUACUUGACGACAAACAAACCGUUCGGGGGCGAGGGGAAGAGCUGGCUGGUAAACUUCCUCAAGGUCCACAAGGAGGGUGGAGGCAAGCAGCUGGCCGUGGCAGAGAGGGAGAGGAAGGGGAAGCAGAAGGAGGGUGAAGCUGUGGCUGCUGGAACUGCGGGGGAGAACGAGGACGAGGAGGAGGAGGAGGAGGAGGAGGAGGAGGAGGAGGAGGAGGAGGAGGAGGAGGAGGAGGAGGAGGAGGAGGAGGAGGAGGAGGAGGAGGAGGAGGAGGAGGAGGAGGAGGAGGACGAUGAAGUGGAACAGGACUUGGCCGACGAUCAGGAGGUCGUGGAAGAGGAGGACAACCCUUACCUGUCAGACGAUGAGGACAUAGAGGAGGUGUACUUCAUUGACAAACCCGUGCACUAG